AUCCGAUUUAGAUUGGCGACUGACAGAUAAACAAUACUUGUGUUGGUUGCAGUCCAUGUUUAAAAAUUUGCUUGAAAAUCCUGCUCUUCUGAUACUUCAAGUUCUUUUUGACUAUGUAGUUUCAAUUGGAUAUCAAAUUCUAAAACGUUAGCAACAGAUUUGACUGCCAAAAAUGUCAAUACCUUCACAAGCGUCUAGCCUUAUUGGACAGCGACCAUUUGUCCAGAGACUUCCUAGACAACAUGCAUCGGAAGUACGGAGAGCAAUGUCAUCAGCUAGUCAGAUGAGUGAUGGCUACCAAACAAGCCGAACUGUCUCAUAUGCUGGCAGUAUACAGAGUGCCCAUUCUGUCACAUGGAAUGAAGUACUUGAACCAUUGGAUUAUGAAGAUGUCAUGAAUGAACAUGCAAGUGACCCAGAUCCGUUGAAACUUGUUCUCAGCUUUCCUCUGGAUGAUCUACAAAUCUAUCUGCUCCCACGACCGUGGAGGACACUACAACCAAUAACACCACCUGAGCCAUUGGAAACAUUAAACUCUCAUGUAAGAGAUUGUGUACGCUGUUAUACUUCACCAUGGCUGAUUGUUCAACAUAGAUACCAAGAGUACAGCAGUGGAAGCCUUGCACGUCAAGCAGCUAGUCGUCUUAAUGCUUUGGCGUCUACCCCGCGUCAGGAGUUUGAAAUAGAUGGAGAAAAUGAUGGCAAUUUAAAUUGUGAAAAUGAGAAUAAUUUGAUAGAUUCUUUGUCGACAAAGGCCAGUUCCAUUCGUAGCUCAAACUCUGUGUCGGAUACCCCACGUGGUAGCUGGGCAACUUUUGAUCUGCGGCAAACAGCUAGUGAUCCUCCACUUCCAGGGUUACUAGACCGUUUAGCUCCUGAUGUAAUAGAUAAUGUAAACAAACUUCGAAGAUCCGAACUACAGUUGGAUACAUUAUUUGCUUUAUAUCCACCUCAAGAUGACGAAGAUAUAAUUGAACGGCGAUGCCAGCCUGAUAUGCCGAUUGAGCAUUUGGGACAUCGAAUUUUAGUGAAAUGCACUCAACUCCAGCUUGAACUAGAAAUUGAACCAAUUUAUGCAUCUAUGGCGUUGUACGAUGCCAAAGAGAAGAAAAAAAUAUCAGAGAACUUUUAUUUUGAUUUAAAUUCGGAUUCUAUCAAGCAUAUGUUGGCUACCCAUAUCCCUUUCCAAGAUGUUAGCACCCUGAGUCGUUCCUGCACGUUCAGUACAACAUAUCCAUCAACGGAUCUAUUUCUUGUUGUCAAGCUUGAAAAAGUUCUUCAGGGCGAUAUAAAUGAAUGUACCGAACCAUACAUUAAAGAUGAUAAGAACCGAGAAAAGGUGAAAGCAAAUGCCGUAGCUUGCUGCGAAAGACUUGGAAGGUACAGGAUGCCCUUUGCUUGGACAGGAAUUCAUUUACAUAGCAUACUCCAUGGAGCUGGGAAUAGUGAUCGUGAAAAGGAUAAAACAAAUGAACGUGAUUCGAAUGAAGCAGUUCCACCAUCGGGAGCGAACAGUUUGGAUCGCAAAAAUAGCACAAGUAGUUUCGAUCAAUUCCGGAGAAAAACUGGUGUUGACACAGGAUCAGGGUCCUGGUCUCGACGAGGAUCUUUGGAAAGACGCGGCACCGGUGGAUCCCACGAUAAACGAAGUAGCUGGUCAUCCACAGGAGAUGAAGCUGGACUGAGCCUCGAUAACUUUCGACCCGUCACUCUCACCGUCUCCAGUUUCUUCAAACAGGAGGGAGAUCGGCUUAGAGAUGACGAUUUGUACAAAUAUCUUCAUGAACUACGGAGGUCUAACAAUGCAUUGAAAAGGUUGAAAUGCAUACCAGGCACAUUAAAACUUGAAGUUUCACCUUGUCCUGAAGAAAACAAAUGUUCAUUGACUCCAGAGUUAGCUAAGCUACAUCCUUAUCCUGACGACAAAAUAAGGCCUACAAAAGAGCUGAUAGAGUUUCCACCAAGAGAGGUCUAUACGCCGUUUUACACAUACCGCAAUUUGCUUUAUGUUUAUCCGAAAAAUUUGAACUUCGCGAAUAGAGGAUCGGCCCGAAAUAUUUCUGUGAGGAUACAGUUUAUGUGUGGAGAACAAGAAACCCACGCAAUGCCUGUCAUUUUUGGUAAAUCAUCUUGUGCCGAAUUUUCUUCUGAUUACUUCACCGCCGUCACUUAUCACAACAAGUGCCCUGAUUUUUAUGACGAAAUAAAAAUAAAAUUACCCGCGAACCUGAAGGAUUGUCAUCAUCUGCUGUUCACCUUUUACCAUGUUUCGUGCCAACGAAAAGUUGAGCAAACGGCUGUAGAAACCAUUGUUGGAUAUUCGUGGCUACCAAUGCUUAAAGAUGGUAGCCUACAAACGGGAGAAUUCUCUCUUCCAGUAAUGUUGGAUCCUCCUCCAUCAAACUACCUUUACAUUCACCCUGAAGUAAUGUUACCGGGGACGCGUUGGGUAGACAACCAUAAAGGAAUUUUUAACAUUGUCAUCGAAGCUGUUACGUCAAUUCACACCUUGGAUCGCCAUCUAGAUCGUUUUUUAAAUAUUUGUUCUGCCUUGGAAGAGAAUCGUGUUGUACCUCAUAUCGGGGAAGCCAAUAUGGAAGCCAGUUUGAAACAAAGCAUUGGCGAUUUGAACAAUUCAAAAACCGAACAAAUGGUCAAAUUUCUCCCUUUGAUACUCGAAAAGUUGAUUGGACUCAUUGUCUCUCCUCCUCUUUUGAAUGGCCAGCUGCUCAAAUGUGCCGGGGUAGCUUUUGAUUGCCUUGUUGCAAUCGUUGGCACAUUCACAGAAAUUCUAGAUCAUUUAAAUGAUCCACAUGGGAGAAACAGUUUGUUAGCCACAUAUGUUCAUUUUCAAGCAUGUGUUCCGCAAGAAAACCGCGUUUAUUGUCCCCCUCAGCAUCGCCCUCUCUCAUUACCUCCACAACGGAAGCAUAACAGGAGGAUCAGCCAGCCAGAAGUUCAUCUGAACGUUGAAAACGUUGGAUUAGAUGCUGAAAUUAACAGCUGUCUGAAAGGAGUCGAUAGAGCCAAUUAUGCGAAAGUCGGAAAUGAUUUUACAUCUACAGCUUGGUCCGGUCAGCGUAAACUUCUUCACGAAGAAAUUGCUCUUCUUUGGGCUAUGUCUACAAACGCAUCUCGAGAUGUGGUUUUCUCAAACGCAUGGUUCUUUUUUGAGCUGAUGGUGAAAAGUAUGGUGGAGUACUUGGGUUCAACACAGAAGUUAGAUUCUCCACGGAAGCAAAGAUUUCCGGAGCGUUUCUUAGAAGACAUAGGGCGGUUAGUAUCAUUGGUUACCGCCGAAAUUUUAUCAAGGCAAAGACGUGAUGGUGGUGAAUCGAAGAGUGCGCUUUUAUUGAACAUUCAUCUCUCGUUUUUUCUUCAUGAUCUGCUUUCUGUUAUGGACCGAGGUUUUGUUUUCUCUCUGAUUCGUUCCUAUAUCCGUACGCUGGCAGAAGACAAGGCACUUUAUCCAAACGAAAUACCGCACAUCACAAGUCUAAAGCUGGACUUCUUGCGCGUAAUAUGCAGUCACGAGCACUUCGUCGCGCUUAACUUGCCCUAUUCAACACCGCUAUGCAGUUCGACUGCUUCAUCACCGUCACCUUCACCAUCCGUAUCUUCUUCAAACAGCCAAUCAUCUUUUGUUUCCACUUUAGUUGGUGUGUCUAGCUCGGCACGCUUUGCCGAGCUAACAGGUGAAUUUCGCCAACAACACUUCCUCAUCGGUUUGAUCCUUUCUGAACUUGCCGCCGUCUUUGAAUUGCAAAGCCCUGCUUUGCAUGCACGGGCAGCAAAUUUAGUACGAAAUUUAUUAACAAGCCAUGAUUGGGAUCCGAGAUAUUCUGAUGCAACUUGCAAAGCCAGGGUGGCUACUUUGUACUUGCCGUUAAUUGGUGUCCUGAUUGAUGCCCUCCCACAUCUAUUUGAUUGGAACUCGGAAACCAAAGGAAGGCCUCUAGUCGAAGGAAGCAAUGAAGAACAAGACUCUUCAACGGUGAACUUCGCGGUUGCACAGGCUAUUGCUGGAAUUCCGGUAGACCAGGUGAAAGGAAAAAUAUCUGCAGAAACAACGCGUCACCUGCUGAUUUGUCUAUUGUGGGUUCUGCGCCACGUUGAAGAAGUGCCAUUGCGGAACUGGUGGUCUGAAUUAAAUCCGGCCAAACUUCAUCGCCUUUUGGAGUUGCUUUUUAUCUGCGUCUCUGGAUUUGAAUAUCGCGGUAAACGCGGUAUACUCCGUUCCAUGCAGCAACGGGGUGGUCGAACUACAGAAAUCGUCAAAUCGCGCUUAGAGGACCUCAUUCUUGGCCAAGGAUCUGCCCGCUCUGAUCUCAUCCUACGUCGUCGUGUUGGAGGAGCAGCGGUAAAUGGUAGCAGCAGCGUAGUGGGAAAUUCACAGUUCUACACGGGAAUUGCCCACGCACAACCCCCACCAGAACGAAAUCCGUCGCCCAAUCCAUCUGUAACUGUCGCUGACAAACAGACGUUGCGAUGGCGCAAAGAUACAGCAGCCUGGAAAUUGGCUAAUGAAGCAUUGGAAAAACCUCGGGUGGAUGUUGAAUUGGAUACCUACAUGGAAGGCAACCUUUCAACGCAAACCAGUCUUACCAUUCUCGAUACGUUGGAGCUUAUAGUGCAGGUAGUUUCGCAACACGAUAACUUGCAGUCGCUGCUUCCGGUAGCUCUCCGUGUUCUCCUUCACUUACUGGGAUGCUGCCAGAGCACCGCUUUACUGCAAAAUGCUUUUGCCACCCAAAGAGCACUUGUAUACAAGUUCCCAGGGCUGCUUUUUGACGAAGAAACUGAAUUGUGUGCCGACUUGUGUCUACGUCUCUUGCGACAUUGUAGCAAUAGCAUCAGCAGCAUUCGUUCUCAAGCCUCGGCAUCUUUAUAUCUUCUUAUGCGUCAAAAUUUCGAAAUUGGAAACAAUUUCGCCCGAGUAAAGAUGCAGGUUACGAUGUCCUUGAGUUCAUUAGUAGGAACCAGCGCGCAGUUUAACGAGGAAGCUCUUAGACGUUCUCUAAAAACCAUUCUGGUGUAUGCCGAGCAGGACGUAGAAUUACAAGAUACCACUUUCCCCGAACAGGUCCAAGAUUUGGUCUUUAAUUUACAUAUGAUUUUAUCGGACACGGUGAAAAUGAAAGAGUUUCAAGAAGAUCCUGAAAUGCUUCUUGAUCUUAUGUACCGUAUCGCAAAAGGCUAUCAGAAUUCGCCUGAUCUCAGACUUACCUGGUUAGCCAACAUGGCCCAAAAGCAUACCGAGCGAGGUAACCACGCUGAAGCGGCCAUGUGUCUCGUCCAUAGUGCCGCCUUGGUAUCCGAGUACCUUUGUAUGCUUGAGGACCGAAAAUACUUGCCUGUUGGAGCGGUACCGUUUGAACGUCUUUCAGCCAAUGCUGUAGAAGAGAGUGCUGUUUCGGACGAUGUACUUUGUCCAGAUGAAGAGGGAUUUUGCACUGGCAAGUACUUUACUGAAAACGGCCUUAUAGGCCUUCUAGAGCAGGCGGCUAGUUCAUUCCAACUUGGUGGAAUGUUUGAAGCUAUGAAUGAAGUUUAUAAAAUUCUUACUCCAAUCGCUGAAGCCCAUCGCGAUUUCAAGAAGUUGGCAAACAUACACAGUAAACUCUAUGAUGCCUUCACCCGUAUUGAACAACAACACGGCAAGCGAAUGUUUGGAACUUAUUUUAGGGUUGGCUUUUAUGGACCUAAGUUUGGUGACUUGGACGGAGAAGAAUUCAUCUAUAAAGAACCCACUUUAACCAAAUUGCCGGAGAUUUCCCAUCGUCUCGAGAACUUCUAUUGCGAACGAUUUGGUGCAGCGGCAGUUGUUAUGAUUAAGGAUUCGAACCCGGUGGAUGUAUCGAAACUGAACACAGAGCGCGCUUACAUUCAGAUAACUUACGUGGAGCCAUACUUUGAUGUCUCUGAACUCAGACAUCGUGUAACGGUUUUUGAAAGAAACUUCAAUAUUAAGCGAUUUAUGUACGCCACACCGUUCACUCCGGAUGGACGAGCCCACGGCGAACUUCAUGAGCAAUACAAGCGCAAAACAGUGCUAACUACCGCCAAUCAUUUUCCUUAUGUUAAAACACGGAUACAGGUCGUUGGACGUCAUCAGGUUGUGUUAACGCCUAUCGAAGUGGCUAUCGAGGAUAUACAGAAAAAAACCACUGAACUGGCAUUGGCGACCAUUCAAGAGCCACCUGACCCGAAGAUCUUGCAGAUGGUUUUACAAGGCUGCAUUGGCACUACCGUGAACCAAGGGCCAUUGGAAGUGGCAAGUGUUUUCCUGUCUGACCUUGCAGACCCAGAAAAAGUUAUAGAUAAAUUUCAACUGAAAUUGCGUCUUUGUUUCAAAGAUUUCUCAAAAAGAUGCAGUGAUGCCUUAAAAAGAAAUAAGAGUCUCAUUGGCCCAGAUCAACUGGAUUAUCAGAAGGAAUUGGAGAGAAACUAUCGGCGAUUUACAGAGCGACUUGCUCCACUGAUUAACAUGGCACCGUCAUCUCCUAACGGACUUAGUACUCGUAAUCGACGCAACCGCAGAUAAUCUCGGCCAAUGUUACCAGCAUUCUCACGCCUGUAGUACUACCCGUGACUGAUUUAUUGGUAACAGGUUUGUAAGUAGAGCAGUGUAUUAAUCCUGUUUCUACUAGUUGCUACAAGAUGAACCAUUCCUUUGCUUCAAUUCUGUUCAGCUUAUUUUAUUACUAUUUUUUGGUACUAAUAAAAAUUCCUAGAAUUACAAGAAGGUGAAUUCA
This is a messenger RNA of Daphnia carinata, 6755 nucleotides long. RefSeq names its product dedicator of cytokinesis protein 7-like (gene Zir). The record is from RefSeq and is a predicted model, not a curated record. The transcript is spliced from 38 exons. Bases 173 to 6544 code for a protein of 2123 amino acids. Gene Ontology annotation, biological process: positive regulation of GTPase activity; small GTPase-mediated signal transduction. Gene Ontology annotation, molecular function: guanyl-nucleotide exchange factor activity. Lineage: Eukaryota; Metazoa; Arthropoda; Branchiopoda; Diplostraca; Daphniidae.